This is a messenger RNA of Hypoxylon fragiforme, 1564 nucleotides long. Its product is annotated as NADP-dependent oxidoreductase domain-containing protein. The record is from RefSeq and is a predicted model, not a curated record. Gene Ontology annotation, biological process: glutathione biosynthetic process. Gene Ontology annotation, molecular function: glutamate-cysteine ligase catalytic subunit binding; enzyme regulator activity. The transcript has a single exon. Gene Ontology annotation, cellular component: glutamate-cysteine ligase complex. Lineage: Eukaryota; Fungi; Ascomycota; Sordariomycetes; Xylariales; Hypoxylaceae. Bases 532 to 1470 code for a protein of 312 amino acids.
GGAGUAUUUGAUCUCUACCUACAUACUACUAGGUAGCCUGUAACCUUGUUACAUGCAGGUAUAUGUAUAAACAUAAAAGACUCAAGCCAUCUAACCUAAAGUGAAGCAGAGUUUGUUUCCUGGCGUAACAUUAAUUAGCUAACAACUUGAAUAUUGAACUCUAAACAUUAGCCUUGAGGUUCAAUUGUUUGGGAACAAUACCUAGUACAUAAAUACAUAGGACUCACUACUACUCAGGUAUAUAUCAGACUAACCCCACAUCGAUUUAUAAAGCUUCAGAUUUUCUGCCCACCCAUUCACAUGCCAUGCGAUUGGUAAUACUUAUAUCUACCAUAAUCAACCAUCAUCCUCACCAUUCUUCUCUUCCUCUUCCUUCUCUUCUUCUUUAGUACGGUAGACAUUUACAUACCUACGCAUUAGCAUACUACAUCUCUCCUCUUUUUAUUUAGACCUGGGUUUCUAAUCGAUUCUUCAUCUCAUUAUAUCCUCUCAUACAUACCACAUACUUACCUACCCACCUAGACAUAUACCAUGACGCGCAUAAUCCUUUCCACCGGCAACAUUGUCUUGGAUGGCCCCUCUAUCAUCCGAAAACCAGGUGCUUCUCGUUCCAAUCUCGAAUUCACAAAUUCUCUCCGAAACAACUUCUUAGCCGCACAGCAGGACUAUGCCGGCGUACUCCAAAACGGAAAUGGCCACACUAAAGAGAAUGGCCAAAGUAAUCGACCUGCCCCCGAAGUCUGGACAGAGAAAGAUGACUCUACUCUAUAUGUGCCGCGCAUCGACUGGUUAUCUGCCGGUCUACAAGAGGAUCGUGCACAAUAUGAGAUAACUGUCAAACUAUUCUUUCUACCGACGGCGUCGCCAGAAAAGCGCUUAGACUAUAUCAGAGAAGCAUUGCGAUUAGUCGCGAAGGAAUUAGGUGUGGACGACGUUGAUCUUCUCAUAGUCUCUUUUCCCGGCAUAUCGUUUGAGGGCGACUGCGAAUGGGAAGCCGAUAAGAAAAAUGCGACCAUGGGCAAUGAAGAGGAAGAGAUUGCUACGUGGGGGCUGCUGGAAACCCUACAUCAGCAGGGUCUGAUCCAGAAACUCGGCAUCGCCGAAUUUGGCACCGAGAAGCUAAGACGGUUUUUAGACCAGGUCAACAUUCGGCCUGCCGUCGAUCAGAUCAAUAUCAAGAACUGCUGCAAUGUCCCUCCACCAUUGGCGAAGCUCGCCAAGGAAAAGCGCAUCGAGCUAUUCACCCAUCACGAUUCGCCAGAUGUAUUGCCUAGCGGCACUUUACGGGAACUACUUGGUCAAGGUCCGCAGGGCGCCGGAGUGCUCGCGGAUCAUGAGAAUAAUAGCGACGGCCUCAAGGGAGAAAUCUUCCCGGAGUGGGUUGUCAAGUAUACGGCUUUUGUUAAGAAUCGGGGUGUGAUUGAGAAUAAGGGUUACUUUGCGAGCGCAGAGUUGUUAGACGAAGAUUGAAUCAGACUUGAAUAAGUCCUGGAGUCUUAUUGCAUAUUCUGGGUAGUUAUACAUAGCAUUGAGGGUUGGGCAGUGUUUUUUGCAUUAGAUGACG